Molecule: messenger RNA, 1053 nt
Organism: Dipodomys ordii (Ord's kangaroo rat)
Lineage: Eukaryota; Metazoa; Chordata; Mammalia; Rodentia; Heteromyidae
Gene: Slc35e4
Product: solute carrier family 35, member E4
Exons: 2
Coding region: 1-1053 (350 amino acids)
Cellular component (GO): Golgi apparatus
Molecular function (GO): antiporter activity
Source: RefSeq, a predicted model, not a curated record
AUGGGCCGCUGCCCACCCGAGUGCCAUGAAGGCAGGAUGACCUCAGCCGAAGCCGUGGAAGGGCCCGGAAGGGCCCGGGAGGCUGGCCCCCCCACGUGCUCCCCCGGCACCCCCCAGGUCCUCAGGAGGCCGGGCCGGGCCCGGGUGGCUGUGGCAGCCGUGGUGUGGGUGUUGGCAGGAGCCAGCAUGUCCAGCCUGAACAAGUGGGUCUUCACCGUGCAUGGGUUCGGGCGGCCCCUGCUCCUGUCUGCCCUGCACAUGCUAGCGGCGGCGCUGGCCUGCCACUGGAGGGCACGGCGCCCCAUGCCCGGGGGCGCCCACCGCCGAGUCCUGCUGCUCAGUCUCACCUUCGGCACCUCCAUGGCCUGUGGCAAUGUGGGCCUGAGCACCGUCCCCUUGGACUUGGCACAGCUGGCCACCACCAUGACGCCCCUCUUCACGCUGGCCCUGUCGGCGCUGCUGCUGGGCCGAAGACACCACCCCCUUCAGUUCGCAGCCAUGGGGCCGCUCUGCCUGGGGGCAGCCUGCAGCCUGGCCGGGGAGCUCCGGGCACCUCCCGCCGGCUGUGGCUUUUUGCUGGCAGCCACUUGCCUGCGAGGCCUCAAAUCCGUCCAGCAGAGUGCCCUGCUACAGGAAGAGAGGAUGGACGCGGUGACCCUGCUGUACGCCACCUCGCUGCCCAGUUUUUGCCUGCUGGCGGGCGCUGCCCUGGUGCUGGAGACUGGCAUGGCCCCGCUGCCGGCGCCCACUGACUCCCAGCUCUGGGCCUGCAUCUUGCUCAGCUGCUUCCUGUCCGUGGUUUACAACCUGGCCAGCUUCUCCCUGCUGGCCCUCACCUCGGCCCUCACCGUCCACGUCCUGGGCAACCUCACCGUCGUGGGCAACCUCAUCCUGUCCCGGGUUCUAUUUGGCAGCCAACUUAGCGCCCUCAGCUAUGUGGGCAUUGUACUGACCCUUUCUGGAAUGUUCCUUUAUCACAACUGUGAGUUUGUGGCCUCUUGGGCUGCCCGCCGGAGGCUGUGGCACACAGACCAGCCUGGCAAGGGUCUUUGA